Messenger RNA from Protobothrops mucrosquamatus (brown spotted pit viper), 3729 nucleotides. It is a transcript of the gene VWA5B1, whose product is annotated as von Willebrand factor A domain containing 5B1. The transcript has 20 exons. NCBI's taxonomy places the organism in Eukaryota, Metazoa, Chordata, Lepidosauria, Squamata, Viperidae. Bases 1 to 3729 code for a protein of 1242 amino acids. The record is from RefSeq and is a predicted model, not a curated record.
AUGCCGGGGUUGAUCAACCGGACGACCAGCACCGUCCUCCCUCUGGCUGCCUCGGAGGUCACCUCCUGCGUCAGUGGCUACGCCUUUGGAAUGACUGCCUGCCUGUCCUACCACAACUCCGAGAACCAUCCUUUCGAAGGCUUGUUUGUCUACCCCCUGGACGAACACACAACGGUGGUGGGCUUCGAAGCGGUGAUUUCCGAGCGGGUGCUGACGGUGCAGAUCAAAGACAAAGCGAGAAUGGAGGAGAGCUGCUUUGGUGACGGAAGAGUUCCGGAUGAGGAGGGCUGCAUAGUUCUGGAUGAAGACCUGGAGAGGAUCGUCUUUGUGGCCAACGUGGGCAUCGUUCCUUCCCAAGUGGACGUGUCCAUCUGCAUCAGCACCUCCUCUGAGCUUCAGACCCUCCCAACCGGGGCCGUCAGGGUCCUCCUUCCGGCUGUCUGCGCCCCCAGAGUGCCCCACAAAGCCACCGAUUCGACCACCGGCUUCUCUGGACACCCCCUUCCAUUCAGGGACAGGCACUACAGCGGGACGCCGUCUCCAGAACAAGCAGGGAAAUUUUGCCUGGCGCAUCUCCUGGAAACCGAGACCACCAACCCCGUGGAGUACGAAUUCAGCUUCUCCCUGGAGAUCCGAGGGCCGUGUUUAUUGGCAGGGGUGGAAAGCCCCACGCACGAGAUCCGAGCGGACGCCGACCCUUCGGCCAGGUCGGCCAAGAGCAUCACCAUCACCCUGGCCAACAGACACACCUUCGACCGUCCGGUGGAGGUCCUGAUCCACCCGAGUGAGCCCCACAUGCCCCACGUCCUGAUGGAGGAGGGGGACAUGGCCCCUGCCCAGUACAAGCAGCACCUGAGGGGGCGGAGCGACUUCAUCAAAGGCACCAAGAAGGACCCCAGCGCCCAGAAAAAGACCGAAAUUAUCCGCAAGAGGCUUCACAAGGACAUCCCUCACCAUCCGGUGAUCAUGCUGAACUUCUGCCCGGAUCUGAAAGCGGUGCAGCCAAACCUCCGGAAGACCCACAGAGAAUUCAUAUUUCUGGUGGACCGAAGCAGAAGUAUGGCUGGCACAAGCAUCGCUCGGGUGAAGGAGGCGCUGGUGGUCAUCCUCAAGAGCCUCAUGCCGGGCUGUCUCUUCAACGUCAUCGGCUUCGGAUCCACCUUCAAGGCCGUCUUCCCUGCCAGCCAGGCCUACUCGGAGGAGAACCUGGCGGGGGCCUGCGAGAGCAUCAAGAAGAUCCGGGCGGACAUGGGCGGCACCAACCUCCUGCCGCCCCUGAAGUGGGCGCUCCGGCAGCCCAUCCAGCGGGGACACCCCCGCCUGCUCUUCCUGCUGACGGACGGGGCGGGGGGGAACACCGGCAAAAUCCUGGCGCUCCUGCGCAGCCACACCUUCUCCACCAGGUGCUACACUUUUGGCAUCGGCAAGAGCGCCUGCCGGAGGCUGCUGAAGGGCCUGGCCACCGUAACCAAAGGGAGCGCCGAGUUCCUGGCCGAAGGGGAGCGGCUGCAGCCAAAGAUGAUCAGGUCCCUGAAGAAAGCCCUGGCACCAGUGGUGAGCGAUGUCUCCGUAGAUUGGGUGUUUCCCGAAACGGCAGAAGUCCUGAUUUCGCCCGUCCACGCCAGCUGCCUUUUCCCGGGAGACCGUCUGGUGGCCUACAGCAUUGUGUGCGACACAUCCCUGUAUGUCUCUAACCCCCGGCUGGACAAGAGACGCCGUUACAGCAUGCUGCAUUCGCAAGAGUCAGGGAGCUCUGUUUUCUUCCAUUCACAAGAAGAAGAAGGAGGAGGAGGAGGAGGAGGAGGAGGAGGAGGAGGGCUGGAGAACUGGGAGGUCACCAAGGACCCCGGAAGUGGAUUUCCUUCGGAGAGGAGCAGCGGAGAGAUGGGAAGCGAAUCGGACAUAGAUUCAGGCUUAGACCCCGUAACGACAUCCCAGCGAAGGGCCUACAGCACCAGUCAGGUUGCCGACUGGGAGCCUCCCCAGAAGCUCCCCACGGCCAGUGACUCCGGCUCUGUGCCGAGGGCAAAUCCCCUCCGGAAAGCCCACCUGCAGGACCUCAGCCAGAUCGCUGCAGGCGCUCAGCCCUGGCAGGGGGAGCUUCAGCCUCUCACAGCCAGCUGCCCCCCAGCAACCAAGAUCCGAGGAGUGGGUGCACGGCGGCCGUCUCUGCUCCAGGACCUGCGACAGCUGCACCGGGACCCCACGCAGGCAGCCGUGGGGACAGGACCGGGGUCCCAAGACACCAACUCCCUUCCGGGGUUCACGUUUUCAGACAGCCGAAGCCCUGGAGAACUGGAGUCUGCCCAGCAUCCUUCCUUCAACUUUGAAACAGAGUCCGCCUCGGAUUGGGACCUUCCCGAUCCGGAACCGGGUUCCUCGGGCGGUGGUGGCUGGAGGGGGUCUCGAAGGUCGCUCUGCAAGGCCCUGGUGAAGGGGCUCCAGAACGGGGAACCGGUCAAGUGGGAGAUAACCUUCGACCUCAGUGGCCUCUUCCAAAGCAGAGAAGACAAGGGCCAGGGAGAAGAAGGAGAAGAAGAAGAAGGAGGAGACAUCUGGAAUGAGACUUUCCACCACCUGGCUGCCAAGUCCAUCGUCCAUGACUUUGAGCAGCUGGCCGAGAGGGAAUUUGAGAUUGAGCACGGGUCCGGGCGGCGGUACCAAGCCAACGCCGUGCACGCCAGCAAAUCCUGCAACGUGAUCAGCAAAUUCACGGUGUUUGUGCCGGUGGACCUGAGCAGCAACAGCUAUUUGCCAACCCUUGUUAAAUAUCCCCGUACAGAUGCAGAAGAGAACAUUUUGUCUCCUUCUGGCUCACUACCUUCCUCUGGGAGGGAUCGCCACAGUUUUCCAGACGGGUCACUACGCAGCCCAUCUGUUUCCUCUCAAAAGUCCAUUGAAAACUUCUUUGGCGCCAGGCUGACGUUUAACAAAACCAGGCUGCUGACCAAGGCUGCCCGGGGUUUCAUGGGAAAAUUUCCCGCAAAGAGCAACGAGCUCAGUUUGGAAAAUGACAACGACAGUGUUGAUUAUCUGCCACUGGUGUCUCUCCAGCUGGCCUCUGGCUCCUUCCUCUUGAACAAGGCCUUCUCUGAGGCCAUCAACAUCCCCCUGGAGAAGCUCAGGUGGACCUCGCCGUUUGCUUGCCACCGCACGGACCUCAGCCCUUCCACCAGCUCCAGGAAAGUGGAAGGUCCAGGAGAAGCCAAGGGCACAAGUGUGGCUGAUAUUCCAGAGAGACAUCUCCACAAAGAGGCUGAGAAGAAGGCUGCCCUGCAGGGACAUCCUUCUGGAGGCCCAGCAGAAAGCUCCUCCCGAGUCCCCAAGGCCGAGGGCAGCCUGUCCCCUCCCUCCAUCACCAUCCAGAGCUUCUCCACCCCAGAGAGCGGCCCGUCCCCGCCCGACAGCGGCCGAGGCUCAGAGACGGAAACCUCCGAGCUCCAGGCGUGGCUCUUCAACGUUGGCCUCCAGCAGCAGGCCGAUCCCGAGGGGAUGCUCUGGGCCACGGCGGUGGCCUUGGCAUGGCUGGAGCACAGCUCGGCCUCCUACUUCAUUGAGUGGGAGCUGGUGGCCGCCAAGGCCAGCCGGUGGCUCGGUGAGCAGGACAUCCCAGAAGGGCGAAACCUGCUGGCCCUCAAAACAGCUGCUCAACAGCUGUUUGUGCUGCUCCGGCACUGGAACGAAAAUCUGCAGUUCAACUUGUUGUGUUACAACCCGAAGGAUGUCUAG